Messenger RNA from Prunus armeniaca (apricot), 2529 nucleotides. The record is from the annotation of a GenBank genome assembly. Lineage: Eukaryota; Viridiplantae; Streptophyta; Magnoliopsida; Rosales; Rosaceae.
AUGGAAGAAGAAACCCUAAACCCUCAAUCAAAGACUCUUACUUCUGAAGAUGACAAGAAUGGAGACCAACCCAUGGCUGACCUCCCUGACCAAGACCCUAGCUCCUCUGAUUCCGACUCUGAUUCUGGCUCAGAGGACGGAGACCAAGCCCAGAAAAACCUGCAGCUCCAAACCCUAGAAGCCGAGCUCUCCACCAACCCUGGCAACUACGAUGCUCAUGUCCAAUACAUAAAGAUUCUAAGACAGAUAGCUGACAUUGAAAAGCUGAGGCAAGCAAGGGAAGCUAUGAAUGAGCUGUUUCCGUUAACCCCUUCUAUGUGGCAGGAUUGGGCUAAGGACGAAGCUUCUCUGUCCACUGGGUCUGAUGCUUUUCCUGCUAUUGAAAAGCUUUAUGAACGAGGAGUCUUUGAGUAUCUGUCCAUCUCUCUUUGGCGUGACUACUUAGAUUUUGUUCAAGAAAAUGAUCCCUCAGUAAGAGAAUGUUCACCUGCUGGUAUUUUGAAGGCAAGAGAUCUAUUUGAACGCGCUCUUACUGCAGCUGGUUUGCAUGUUUCUGAAGGCAGUAAACUAUGGGAAGCCUACAGGAAAUUUGAGCAAGCUAUAUUUGAUGCUACUGAUGAGACUGAUAAUCAGGCAAGAGACAAGCAGAUUCAGCGCAUCCGUACUAUAUUCCACCGUCAGUUGUCAGUUCCCCAUGUUAAUAUGAGGUCAACACUUUUGGAUUACAAGGCAUGGGAGGUGGACCAAGGGAACAUUCUUAAUGCUGGCUCAAGUGACCUGGAUGGGAUUUCAUCCCAUGUUGCCUCAGCAUACAAAAAGGCGUUGGAAAUGUAUAAUGCUCGUGUUCAUCUUGAAGAACAGAUUUGUAGGCAGGAUAUGUCUGACUCAGAAAAACUUCAAAAUUUCAUGAACUACUUGAAAUUUGAACAGUCUUCUGGAGAUCCAGCCCGGGUUCAGAUGUUGUAUGAACGCGCUAUUACUGAAUUUCCUAUAUCCAGCUAUCUCUGGCUUGAUUAUACUUGCUAUUUGGAUAAAACAUUAAAGGUUGGAAGUAUUAUAACCAAUGUGUAUUCCAGGGCUGUGAAGAAUUGCCCCUGUGUUGGAGAGCUUUGGGUCCGAUAUUUGCUUUCCUUGGAGCGUGGGCAUGCUUCUGAGAAAGAGAUUGCUGCUGUGUUUGAGAAGUCCCUGCAAUGCAUUCUAACCCUCGAUGAGUUCCUGGAUUUGUACCUCACCCGCAUAGAUGGCUUAAGAAGAAGGAUCUCAUGCCCUGUUGAAGGAGAGAGCGUCUUGGAUUAUUCAUUAAUAAGGGAAACCUUUCAGAAUGCAUCAGAAUACUUUUCACAAUACCUGAAGAACACGGAUGGUUUGUUACGUUUGCAUGCUUAUUGGGCCCGUCUAGAGCUAAAUCUGCAUAAGGACUUACAGGCAGCUCGUGGAGUGUGGGAAAGUUUACUUAAGAUAUGGUCUGGCCAUUCUGCCAUUCCUAAAUCUGGAUUGUUACCUUGGCAUGAUUCCUGGCAAGGUUAUAUAACAAUGGAAGCUGAAUUGGGCCAUGUGAGUGAAGCCCGGUCUCUAUAUAGGAGAUGCUACAGUAAAAGAUUUCCAGGAACUGGUUCAGGAAGAAUAAUUCAGGACAUCUGCUACUCAUGGUUACGAUUUGAGAGGGAGUUUGGUUCGUUGGAUGAUUUUGACCGUGCAGUACAGAAGGUCACUCCUCGCCUGGAAGAGCUUCAAUUAUUUAGGUCACAGCAAGAGUCCAAAUUGACAGAAGAGGGGGAGAAUUCUUCCAAGAAGAAUGUUCGUGACAAGAGAAAGCAAGUUUCAGAGAUACCUGAUGAACAUUAUCCAGCAAAGAGGCAGAAAGAUGCAUCUCAAAAGCCAAAGAAAGCACAUGGGAAGGAUUCUGAUGUUCUGAACCCAGGUGAACGAACAGUGGAAAAGAUCAAACCCAAGGGUGACAAACCGGACAUACAAAAUGAGCAACAGAUGAAAGAGCGUGUUCCAGAGAAAACAAAAGUAUAUGCUGACCAGUGCACUGCAUUUGUAUCAAAUAUUAACCUUAAGGCAAAUGAUGAACAUCUGCGUCAAUUCUUCAGUGAUGUUGGGGGAGUGGUUGCUAUUAGAUUACUGCAUGACAAGUUCAGUGGAAAGUCAAGGGGACUGGCAUACGUGGAUUUCUCAGAUGAUGCACACCUCGUUGCAGCUGUAGCAAAAAAUAAGCAGAUGCUUCUUGGGAAGAAGCUGAGCAUUGCACGAUCAGAUCCAAAGCAUGGGAAAAAAGAACAUGCCAGGGGAUCUGAGUCUAGAGAAUCUGCUGAGACCUCCAAUGGACCUAGGGCACAUCAGGCACUGCAGUCUAGUCAUAACCGCGGAAGCGACAAUGUGCAACUGAGGGGUAGGAACACAUUUGCAAUUCCCAGGAAUGUCCUUGCACUUGGUCAGACUGCAAAUAAACCAAAAACUGAAGAACAAGGUGAAGAAAAACCAAAAUCCAAUGAUGAGUUCAGAAAUAUGUUCCUCAAAGGCUAG